CAAAAUAAAUAUUAUUAUCACUUUCUCUUUUUAUAAUGUUUACAAAGUAAUUUUUUUCCAUAAGUAUGAUUUUGUUCAUCUUAUCUGAGUUAUUUAACAUGUAAUACAAUUCUGUCACUUCAAACAGUAUCUUCGCAUUAAUGAUAAUUAACCUAUCUGAAGUAAAUAUAUAAGGUUUCUCAAAACUCAAUAUUCAGAAAAUGUCCCCAGAAACAAAUGGGAUUAACGGAAACCCUCCCAGUGUAGUUAAACGUAAGAAGAAUCGAGAGAAGAAACUACCUUCAAACAAUUUCGAUUUGAAUACCAUGUCAAACUGCAACUAUUUUCCUGUCACUUCUCACCCAUACCAUAACCUCAGCAUUCCAGAUGUUUCCACCUACUACUCCUUCAUAAACUGCUCGAACUCUUCCGAGACCAUGUCCUUGCCCAUCUACCCACCUAAUUACCCAAAUCCAAAUAUGAAUUUCGUGGGCAAUCUUAGCACUCCGAACAACCUAUCCGUACCUCAAAUGAAUGGUGAUGCAGCUGAGUAUCUCAGUCUUCCUCUGGUGAAUAUGGAACAGAAUGAAGAUACAGGUAAAAGGCGUUUCUCUGAUCCGGGCUUGCCAAACGAAAGUGACUCCAGCACCAAUUCACUGGACGAGAGAGUUAUACAUAAACUCACCCAUCAAGUUAAUUUGUUGAAGGACAGUAACAGAAGAUUGUCUAGAGAAGUGACAGAGUUGAGAAUAGAGCUGAAUAUGAUGAAGCAGCAGCAAAUGAGGCAGUAUAAUCGAGAUUAUGAACCGGGAAAGCUAGCCGAUGUUAUAAGGGAGGUGAGAGAUGCAGCUCGAGUUAGAGAAGAUGCGCUUAUAGCUCGGGUGAAACAUAUGAUUGAAGAGAAGCAAUUGAGUUUGAAUCAUAUGCACAUUGUGGCCGAGAAAAAUAAGAAUAAUGAUAGGAUAUCAAAAUUAGAGGAGCAGUUGAAUAAACUAACUUUGACUAGUCAAAGAUCUGAAGAAUCUGUUGGUAACAAAGGAUCUGUUAAUGAAGAAGGAUCUGGAACUGCGAGACAAGUUCUCGAAUUAGAAAGAGAGGCCCUGGAGUUGAGAAGAGAACUUCAAGAUACAAGAGCCAAAAAGGAAGAGUCUGACAAGAAGGUGUUACAGUUGGACAAAAAGCUGUCUAAUCUCCUGCGUCGCAACGACAUUAGCAAUUCGGAUAUUUCUGAUGACGGAAAAACGGCUUCCAUCGACAGCCUUAGCAUCGUAACCACGUCUUCGUAUUCCCAACCAAGCGCACCCAGGGUCACUUUAUCCGGACCCGUGACUGAUCUGUAGCUCUCUUUUCUACCAUAUGAAUCGAUAUUUUCGACAUGGUAUAACUUUUAUAAGUGUUUGCGAUAGUAAAUACUCCAUGGCUAUGUACAUUGAGAAUGUAUACAGUCCAAGGUCGCAUCGAAAACAAUACUUUUGCUAGAUUUUACUAAACACAACACAUGUUUCGCUAUACGUUAGCCUCUUCAGAUAUGACUGAUUGUAUUAGUCAUCUCCAAGGUUAUAUUAUAGCGAAACACAUGCUUUACUUUAGUAAAUUGGCUGUGCCAAAAACUCACAGCAAAUCAUUUUCAUUUUAUUCGUCACUGAAAAUAUUUUUCAUCUGAGUAAGAACAAACAUUAAAAUGCUAUAUUUUAAACCUGGUAUGAAGCCCAUAUACGAGGAUAGUCCUAGUACCCUUCCUUUUAUAGGUGAAUACAAUAGGCUAUUAUUAUAGGUCAAUACUCGUUUUAUAGUGCUGUUCAUUGUAAGCAGGAUUCCGUUUAUAGUGAAUUUAGUAUAAAUUGCAAACUUCUAAGAACUGCAGAGCCACUAUUAUAGAAAACCUAAUAUUUUGCUAAUAGAGCAUGUAGGCACUUGAAUAUAUGCAUACUUGCUAGUUGAAUUGCUCCGGAUUGCAGGUGAACUAUUUUU
Leptinotarsa decemlineata (Colorado potato beetle) is the source of this 1950-nucleotide messenger RNA. RefSeq lists its product as uncharacterized. The record is from RefSeq and is a predicted model, not a curated record. NCBI's taxonomy places the organism in Eukaryota, Metazoa, Arthropoda, Insecta, Coleoptera, Chrysomelidae.